Messenger RNA from Penicillium vulpinum, 1380 nucleotides. RefSeq names its product Aminoglycoside phosphotransferase. The transcript has a single exon. The record is from RefSeq and is a predicted model, not a curated record. The coding region runs from base 1 to 1380 and encodes 459 amino acids. NCBI's taxonomy places the organism in Eukaryota, Fungi, Ascomycota, Eurotiomycetes, Eurotiales, Aspergillaceae.
AUGCUCACUCACAACAGAGGCAGUGCUAUCGAGGUUGAUCUACUCGACAGAGGAUCUUACAACAUAUCCGUGCGGUUAAAGUACCGAAAUGGAGCUACUGUGAUUCGGUUGUCACAGGCUGGUGCCGUUAUGUUCCCUGAGGAGAAAGUCAUGAAUGAAGUUGCUACAAUGCGAUUUCUCAUGGAUCAGACAAUAAUAUCCCUUCCUCUCAUUCUUCACUCGGGUACAAAGCAAGAGAGCCCCCUCGAACUUGGUUCAUUUAUCAUGAUGGAAUAUAUCGAGCACGAAACAAAAAUGUACGCUGCUCUUAACACACCCGAUUGUCCGAUAGAGGUGCGUGGGGUUCUAGACCCAAACAUCGACGAAGGCAGGCUUGAACUACUGUACAGUCAGCUAGCGGGCAUCUUGCUUCAGCUCUCUAUCCCCUCUUUGCCUCGUAUCGGAUCGCUCAGCCAAAUCGACGAUUUCACUUGGGACGUCACACGUCGGCCUUUAACAAUGAACAUGAACGAUCUUGUCCAACGUGGAGGCUUACCUCAGUCGAAGCUUCCCGAUGUAAAUACUACGUUCGACACAUCUUCAUCAUACAUGGAAGUUCUUGCAGAUAUGAACAUCGAGCAUUUGAUUCAUCAAAGAAACGACUGCGUGGAUCCCGUAGAUCCCGCAGACGACUGUCGGCGAAAAUUCGUGGCACGGAAGCUUUUUCGCAAGCUAGCCAGGGAGAAGAAACUCACGAACCCCCUACUCGAGAAAGGGCCUUUCAAAAUCUGGUGUGAUGAUCUACGGCCGGCUAAUAUACUACUCAAUGAGAAUCCUGCACGAAUUGCCGGGCUAGUUGAUUGGGAGUUCACGUAUGCAGCCCCCGUUGAAUUCUCCUAUGCGCCUCCCUGGUGGUUGCUUAUUGAGAAGCCUGAAUUCUGGUCAGAGGGUAUUGAGGACUGGACAAGGGUGUUUGACCGCCGUCUAAAGACGUUUCUUAAGGCGAUGAAGGAUUGCGAAGACGCAGCAAUCCAAAAAGGCCGGCUGAGAGAAGACCAGCGACUUUCAGGUCCUAUGUAUGAGAGCUGGGAUAGUGGUCAGUUCUGGAUUAUGUAUGCGGUGAUGCAUAGCUUUGCAUUUGAUGAGAUUUACUGGCGGAAGAUUGACCCGCGGUUUUUUGGGCCUACUAAGGAUAUUGAGGGAGCAUGGAAAAAGAGACUGGGCUUAUUGGAUGAGAAGGAAAGAGAAGAAAUGGAACAACUGGUUGCUCGAAAGUUGGUGGAAAUGGAAACCAGGGUUCUCUCGUGGGAUCCAGAUGAAUACACUCUGGCGUUCCGCGAGAAAUUGGAGUGUGAAAAAAAAAGCGAAAGUCGAAAAGAGCCUAGAAGAGAGCAUGAAUAG